Molecule: messenger RNA, 2957 nt
Organism: Guyanagaster necrorhizus
Lineage: Eukaryota; Fungi; Basidiomycota; Agaricomycetes; Agaricales; Physalacriaceae
Exons: 15
Coding region: 25-2727 (900 amino acids)
Source: RefSeq, a predicted model, not a curated record
AUUGAACUUCUCUCUUUGACGGAAAUGGUGCGAUGCUCAGUGUACUCAUUCGCCGUCUUUUGUUUUGCCAGCGCGAUGUCGGCAUAUGCUGAUGGACAAAGUGCCUUCACCUCUGAAUCCAGAUGGAAUGUCGAGGUUUCAAAACAUUGGGAUGUUCUAGGUCCUUUCCCAAUACAAGCCAGAGAACAACACUUUAUCUCUCCUUCUUUUCCUUUGAAUCUGUCAGAGCCGAUUGAUCUCGACAAGACUUGGCCAUCAUCUUAUGCAAAUGGCGGUAGGGUUACGUGGAGUUUCGCAAUUCUCGAAGAUAAUGGUGAACUCGAAAUAUCGUUUCCAGACAUAAGGUGGGAAUCCCUCCGUGCAACAGAGGGGUGGGCUGCAUUGCAACAUCACGCUGUGCUUCGCUCUACGCUGACGGUACACCCACCCUUAAAUCCUUCGAAGUCGACUCCUGUUCCGCGGCUGCUCGUACAACUCAUUCAAGGGUCUUAUUUUACCAUUCUGCCCAAGAGCGGGAGAAGAGAACCUCGAUGGUACUCUGGAAAUAUCUAUGCAAUGGAACGGGCGCUACCGCAGGAAGUUCCUCUGCCUACAACCCCGUCGAAUGAUUCUGCGACCCAAUACGACAUCUUCUUAAGUGGAGAUUACGAGAUCAGAUUGUUCGGAGACCCACAUAGUCAAGGUCGCAAAAUCCCUGUCCAAAGUAUCAGUAUUUCCGUGAAAUUUGAUGAUGCACUUGCCAGUGUAGUUCGAGAGUCUACACAAGAUGUCGUGUGCAAUUUCGUGGAUAGCUUUGCUUUUGGAGACGCCAUUGGCAUCGGGUUGCGAAGCGUCCACGGCUGGUGGACCGUUACAAAUGUAUCAACAGAUCCCUCCUCGGGCUUGUUUUUGACUCUUGUACGACCUACUCGAAUAGUAGAAGGACAAACCCGUAUUGUCCCGGUCCGUAUAACCCAGACGCGUCCUUUUAGCCAGGCAUCUAUUGACCUAAAGCUUACACUGACAUCAGGCGCUUCCGAGAUAGUAACAAUCGAAUCGCUACCAGUGGACCAACUCUCUGGUUGGACGGAGUCGGUGUAUUCACCUAUCAAAGGGACCUAUUUCUAUGCUAGAUCGAUGCCAACUGUUUUUACCGCGCUGCCGCCCAGAUAUUCUGGACCUCCAAAACCUCCUAUAUUGGCUCUUCAUGGUGCUGGUGUUGACAUCGUGGAGCAGCCGUUCUGGGCUGAUGCCUUGCCUCGAAACUCGUAUUCAUGGUUUGUUAUUCCGACGGGAAGGACGUCGUGGGGACUUGAUUGGCACGGGCCUAGUACUAAAGACGCUUGGGCGUCUCUUUAUGCCCUGGCCACAAUUCUGGCAGCUAAUAGAGCAUGGCUUCCUUGGAAGCUUGACCAGAAUAUCCCUGUAAUCGUACUGGGACACUCCAACGGGGGUCAGGGUGCUUGGUACGUUGCAUCGAGGUACCCCGAUAGGGUUCUUGGAAUUAUUCCAGCCGCCGCGUACAUCAAGUCUCAGUCAUACGUCCCUCUGACGCUCUCGAGAUCUGCCCGCUUUAUUGACCCCAUUCUGCUCUCUAUAUUAGAAACAUCAUUAACACCCGAUAACAAUGAUUUGUUCUUAACGAACUUGGUUGAUACUCCUGUCCUUGCGGUUCAUGGAGGCAAUGACGACAACGUUCCUGUUUGGCAUAGUAGAGAAUCAGCCGGCAUUUUGGAGAACUGGAAUCCGGCUGCCAACGUAGCAUAUCGCGAGGACGCUGGUCAAGGCCAUUGGUAUUCCACAGUGUUCAACAAUACUCAGGUUACGGCCUUCAUAGACGACCUGAUUGCGUCUUAUCCUGCCGCUAUAAUAUCCUCUAGCAAGUUCAUGUUAACUGUGUCAAUCCCUGCGGAGAGCGGCUCUUUGCACGGGUGGCGUAUUGUUGCUUUGACUAUUCCGGGGAGGUUAGGACGACUCCGUGUAGAGCGUGCAAGUGAUCUAGCCGUCAGAGUGUACACUUCAAAUCUGCAACGGUUUUCAGUCGACACCACCAUAUACAAUACUUCGAACGUCUAUAUAGACAACUCAAAGGUGUAUAUCGAUAAAGACAAAGCAGGGAUCAUACAUUUUGAAGCCGUAGAGCCCAAAGUGUGGAAGACGUCGACACAAAGCGGGACACAACUAUCAGGGCGCAUGCAGACCGUCUUGUCAUCAAAUGGUCCCCUCGUACUCGUGAUACCGGACGACACUGACACCUACCGUCAAGAGUUUUCAGUCGCACAACGCAUCGCCCAUGAUUUGGGGCUCUAUCAUCGGCUGGAUACAGAGAUAAUACGAAGCUCGGAGGCUUCUGAUGCUGAAUUUCUGAGCCAGGGAAACAUCGUCGCUAUUGGGAAUGAAGCCUCAGCAUCUUUCGUGGUGAACGAAAAAAUACCGUUUGAAGCAAAAACAUCUCAACAUCUCAUAUCAUACGAGCCGCAGCAGCCUUUGGAUGGACCAGAAAUAGGGUUACUAUUUCUGCAUUCUCAUCCUCUGAAAGUGGAUGGCAAUAUGGUGAUGAUGCAGUCUACAGACGCAGCUGGUUUGGAAAGGGUUGCACGUCUUUUCCCUAUCCGUACUGGUAUUCUUGUACCGGACUGGCUGAUCGUUGGACCUCUGGCGGAUUCCCAGGGUGCUGGUGGCGUGAUUAGCGCAGGAUUGUGGGGUAGCGAUUGGAGCUGGAACGACCCAAUGUCCUGGACGAGUUGACUGGGAAAGUACAGGUAAAUUUGUAUGUAACGUAAAAUAUGAUCCAUCGGUGUAAUUACGAUUCACAGUACUACAGACCAUUUAUCGAGGCCGAAUGACGCACAGUAUUUGACUUUUUGCUACUCAAGCUACUAUUUGACGCUGGUGCUCGUACUAUACUGAUCUUGCCAUGGCCAGUGAUAAUCUUUCGAUUACUGUUUGGCAGAAUGAAGUUGUCGAGUCAGAGCCCC